Molecule: messenger RNA, 1458 nt
Organism: Cutaneotrichosporon oleaginosum
Lineage: Eukaryota; Fungi; Basidiomycota; Tremellomycetes; Trichosporonales; Trichosporonaceae
Molecular function (GO): 2-oxoglutarate-dependent dioxygenase activity
Source: RefSeq, a predicted model, not a curated record
CGGGGCUGCUGACAGAGAUCUUUGUCGGGUCGGUCCUGGUGCGCACUUCACCGCGCAUGCUGCCCACCGCCCUCGCACUCGCACUCACACUCGGUGGCGCAGCGGGCUGAUAAUCUUUCGCGGAGUUGCAGGCUCAUCUUUUACUCACUUCUCUUCACUUCUCCAAGACCGGACUCCACUCGCGCGAUCACGCGCCCCUCUGUGCCUCGGUUCAACCCGUGCCUCCCCUCCCUCCCGUCCCCAUUCUUCAACGAUGACCAUUAACACCGACGACUUCAAGUCGAUUCCCGUGCUCGACCUCUCGCGCGUCGAGACGGACAAGGCGGGCCUGCUGGCGGAUCUGCAGGCUGCGCUCGUGACUGUCGGCUUCUUCUACGUCAAGAACCACGGCAUCCCCGUCGAGUUCUUGGACGCGACGACAGCCAAGGCCGUUGAGUUCUUUGACCUGCCCCUCGAGGAGAAGCUCAAGGCGGACAAGAUCAACAGCCCCACGUUCCUCGGCUACAGCGUGCAGGGCAACGAGAUCACCAAGAACAAGAAGGACAACCGCGAGCAGCUGGACUUUGCGAACGAGCUCGCCGAGUUCUGGAAGCCCGGCCAGCCCGAGUACGAGCGGCUCACGGGGCCGAACGUAUGGCCUGAUGAGGCCGUGAUCCCGGGCUUCAAGGAGGCCAUCCUCGAGUAUUGGGACCGGACGCACGAGCUCGCCAACCGCCUGACGCACCUCGUCGCCGAGGCGCUCGGCCUCCCCGCCGACGCCCUCGACAAGUACGUCGAUCAGAACCAGCAGCACCGCGCCAAGCUCAUCAAGUACCCGGCGGUGGACGCGCUCGCGCCCUCGGACGGCAACCAGGGCGUCGGCGCCCACCGCGACACGGCCAACCUCCUCACCGUGCUGUACCAGGCCAACGACAUGCCGGGUCUCCAGGUCCAAAACCACGCGGGCGACUGGAUCGACGCCACCCCCAUGCGCGGCACGUUCGUCGUCAACAUCGGCACUGGGCUCGAGUACCUCGUCGACGGCGUCGCUGUCGCCACCACCCACCGUGUCCUCAACCCGUUGCCGGGCAAGGGUCCCCGCUACUCGAUCGCGUACUUCCACGGCGCGCGCCUCGACCAGAAACUCUAUCCCACGCCGAUGCCCCAGCACAUACUCAACCAGAAGCCAGCGACUGUCGUCACUGACACCGCUGGGUUCCAGUACGCUGCGCUGUACGCGCAGAACCCAGGGCUGUACGCUGUUGUCAACCGCAUGAGUUCGCAUCGCGACGUCGCCGGCAAGUGGUACCCCGAGCUGUCGAAGGAGCAUGGGAUCGACGUGUCGGGGGUGAAUGCUGGGUACUAGGCGCACCCUUCGAGCAGAGUCGCGGCGCGCCAGGAGUCGUAUCUCAGAACAGUGUACAGGUGUGUACAUCUCAGGUUGGCAUAGCAUAGUUAUCCAUGUACGUGUUCGCGUCA